AUGCAGCCGCCGAGCGAGAACCUACGCAAGCUGUAUACUUUGAGCUCGUCCCUGCCCCCGUCGUUGCUGGCGUCUUCUGCGGUGUUCGGCAUGGGCGUGCAGAAGGCGGUCGAUGCGAUGAGGGCGCAGGUGAAGGUGGAGAUGGGCGUGAAGGUUGAGGCCGAGGAUGCACUGUUGCUGUUGGAUUGA
Messenger RNA from Fomitopsis serialis, 189 nucleotides. RefSeq lists its product as uncharacterized. The record is from RefSeq and is a predicted model, not a curated record. Lineage: Eukaryota; Fungi; Basidiomycota; Agaricomycetes; Polyporales; Fomitopsidaceae. The coding region runs from base 1 to 189 and encodes 62 amino acids. The transcript is spliced from 2 exons.